AAAGAUUGCUCUUUGCGCUUCGGAGCGCAACGUUGCCGAUGACUGAUGACGGUGCUUGUGCCAGUGCAGAGUCAUAAGGCAUACAGUCAGAGUGACACACGGAUGUUAAGCCUUCAGUGUUGAAAGCCAGCCUACAGCAGAAACACUACGCACAGGGAUGCAAUGGGCGUUUUCACAGAGACCGUGGUGCCCAUUUUUGGCAACAUAUUGGCGACAGCCAUGUUGCUGUCACCAGUUCCGGCAGUUUUGCGGUUGCGUCGGACGGGCAAACUCGGUGACAUCAACCCGCUACCCUAUCCAAUGACUUCGGUGAACUGCGCGGGUUGGAUAGCGUACGGCUUCGCCACAGCCAAUCCGUACAUCUUCCCUGCCAACGUGGCCGGCUUCCUAGCGGGGUUGUUCUUCAGCCUAACCGCCUUUCCCUGCUCCAACCAGAAGCUCCAAGACCGCAUCACGGCAAUUCUGGUGACCGCUUCCGGCUACUUCAUCCUGCUGGGCCUGAUAGCCUGCUUCGGCUUGACCGACAAGGAAACCCUGCGCAUGUGGGGCACCAGCGCCGUGGCAAUCCUGGCGCUCUACUACCUGGUGCCGUUGAGCACCCUGGUAGCCAUCGUGCGCAGUCGCAACGCGGCAUCCAUCUACCCGCCACUGGCAGCAACCGCCAUCGCCAACGGAACCAUGUGGGCGGUGUACGGACUGGCGAUCAGGGACAUCAACCUCUGGCUGCCCAACUCCUUCGGUGCAAUCCUGGGGGCGGUGCAGCUCCUGCUGCGGUUCAAGUACGGCGCUAAACCCGCCCCAGCAGCAGCGGUGGCGGGGGUAGCAGGCGCAGCAGGCGGGGAGGCGGCAGGCGGAGGCAGCGGCGUUAAGGGGACGGCGGCAGACGGGGACGAGGAGCUUGCGAUUGGGAGGUCCGGAGAUAGUGACACUCCCCGUGCGGAGGGGCGACAGGGCUCCGAGAUACACCUGCUGGCGCCCAGACCUUGGGAAUCAUCGGGCGGGGCGGCGGGCGGCAGCAGCAGCAGGGCAACGCCGCAGCAGCUGGCUCCCGCGGGCGCAAGGGAGGCAGCAGGAGAGUCGACAACAGGUCCCGCGAUUGGACGACCAUCGUAGAACGGAUCAUGGAAAAGAUGACAUGAGGCACCCGCGACUCGAAGUGGGGUUGUGCUGCGCUGCGAUGUGACCGGCGGGGUCGGAAGGCGUUGCGCCUGGCAGCUGGGUGGGACUGCGUGCAGGGUGCUGGUAAAGGCAAAAAUAUGAUACAACUAAGUGACGGCGUGCACACGUCAUGCCCUGCAGCGGCGUGCUUGGUGGUUCCAUGUGGCUGCAGCAGCGGCCGCCUAACGAUGCAGCAGAUGCUGCUGCGGUAGCUAGGGCUAGAGCUAAGUUGGUGGUUGCACGGAGCUGAGUUGGCGGGAGGGAAGGGUACAGGUUACGUGAGUAGUGAUGCUGCCGGCUUUCGUUUUGAUGCGGCGAUUAACGAGCAUGUGCGUGAGUAGUUUUGAAUGGAGGGUUUUGAGCGUAAGGUUGUUGAGUUGAGUUUGGUUGAGUUUGCAUUAAUCAUUUGAGUUGGGCCAGGUUGGGCUGGAAUGAAGUGGCGGCAUGAACUUGCAAGGGUGUGCAGAGUUUGACAUGGCUUGGGGUAAAGCGAUUCGUCGUACAUACGUCAUGUCUGUAUGUUGCUGGGAUGUACAUGUUUAAUUUGGGCCUUCGUUUUUCUGGUGACAUCCUCCAGGGGA
This is a messenger RNA of Astrephomene gubernaculifera, 1739 nucleotides long. Lineage: Eukaryota; Viridiplantae; Chlorophyta; Chlorophyceae; Chlamydomonadales; Astrephomenaceae. The record is from the annotation of a GenBank genome assembly.